Acanthochromis polyacanthus (spiny chromis) is the source of this 1864-nucleotide messenger RNA. Its product is annotated as sialic acid-binding Ig-like lectin 13. The record is from RefSeq and is a predicted model, not a curated record. The transcript has 7 exons. NCBI's taxonomy places the organism in Eukaryota, Metazoa, Chordata, Actinopteri, Pomacentridae. Bases 3 to 1364 code for a protein of 453 amino acids.
AGAUGAGUUUGACGGCAGCUCUGUGUGUGAACGUGGUGACAGUCAACAUGUUACUGAGUGUCUUCUUUCUUUCAGAUGUUUCAGCUGAUUAUGGAGAUAAAACAGCAGCAGAUCUCUUCAUCACUGCACCAAAGGAGAUGGAAGCACUGAGUGGAUCUUGUUUGUUAAUCCCCUGUAACUUUAGAGCUAAAGAAGGAACACAGUUUGACAGCAGCAGAGACAUCUACGGAGUCUGGAUUAAAAGUGACUCACAUUUUGCUGACAAACCAGACAAUGUAAUUUUCAACAGUAGUCAGUCAGUUAACAGCUACAAAAUGAAAAUGAUUGGAAACCUGAGAGAACAAAACUGCACCACUCUGUUCUCUGAUUUGGACAACAGUACAACAAAGAAAUACUUCUUCAGAAUUGAGAACGGACCUUUCAAGGCAACAGCUUGUGCUAAUCCUCUUCAGAUAACAGUCAGAGAUUUUCCGUGGAGUCCCAGAAUCAACAUCUCAGGUGAAGUGAAGGAGAAGAAGUCUGUCACUAUCAGCUGCUCAGCUUCCACUCCCUGUCCACACUCCCCUCCUCAACUCACCUGGAACCUCCAACAAAACUCUCACAGCCAAAUAGAGAAAAACACAGAUGGAACCUUUACAAGUAAAAUCCAGCAGAGCAUCACUCUGUCAGACUCACAUAAUGGAUUCAACAUCAGCUGCUCUGCCACAUAUCCUGUGGGUGAAGGAAAACAUGGAAAGACCAAAGAGACACAACUGACUCUCAAUGUUACAUAUGCCCCCAAAGAAACCUCAGCAUCCAUCAGUCCAUCAGGUUUGGUGUCAGCAGGUAGCUGGGUGAACCUGACCUGCUCCAGCAGAGCCAAUCCUCCUGUCAGCAGCUUCUCCUGGUUCUUAAAAACUGAAGAUGGAUCCAUGAGCCAAGUAGCUGAAGGACACUUUUACAGACACAAGAUGACCAACAUGACAGAAAAUUAUUAUUGCAACGCAACAAAUAUUCUUGGUAAUCAGAGAUCAUCAUGGAUUCAUUUGAAGAGUGAAGAAAGUUUUCCUCUUUCUACAAUCCUGGCUGGUAUUGUGAGUCCUGUCGUUGUUCUGAUCUUUCUUCUUCUCUGUGUUUGCUGCCUGAAGAGGAAAAACCCAACUCUACAACAGACUCAGAAUCAAACAGGUGAGGAGGAAGAAAUCCACUAUGGAGACAUCAAGUUCUCUGAUCAGAGACCUGCACCUUCAUCCGUCGGGGAACAGGACAGCGGAGAACAGCAGGAAACUGUGUACUCACAGAUCCAAGUGUCCAAACCAGAAAGCAGCUCAGAGCAGACUGCUGAAGACCUCCAGGAUCUCUAUGCUGAAGUCAACAAGAAAUGAGUUCUGUUUGGGGAUCAAAUACCUUCAGUUUGUUGCUUCAGCAAGAUGUUAGUUUCUGUUAAAAGACAAGAGAUGUUUACUGACCUGAGCUGAAUGACAGGAAACCUGCAGUUCACAGUUUCAUCAUUUUCAUGUCUGUUGUUGUGCUGCUGUAGUGUGAUCAGUAAUCUGGACAUUUGUGCAUCUGUCUGCACAAAAACUACCCAAAGCUGUAAACUGGGAGCUACAGUUGAAAUGGCACAAAUCUGCACCCACAUUUCCAGCAGAGAACAGGAUUUCAUGUUGGUUCAUGCAACUUUGUGAGAGUUUAUUUGCUUUUCUGCUGCACAUCCAGUUUAUUCCUUUAAUUCAAGUUACUGCAAAAAUUAAGGAGUCGCUGUUUCUGCUCUUGAAGAUGUUUAUUCAUUGCACUGUAAUAAAAACCUCGGCGUACAAUUUCUAAAAAUACCUAAUAAUCUCAGUGGCAUUUAUUGGUCCAACAUUUCACAUAUUGUGUUAAC